Pelagomonas calceolata is the source of this 1325-nucleotide messenger RNA. NCBI's taxonomy places the organism in Eukaryota, Pelagophyceae, Pelagomonadales, Pelagomonadaceae. The record is from the annotation of a GenBank genome assembly.
UUGCUAGUGUCUUACGGCCGCUAGCUGGUUAUUAUUGGCGUGACCUCUAGCUCUGUACCUCGUGUGUGAGCGGCGCUCGCUCAUUUUUAGACCGCGGUUAAUCGCCGAGUCUCCCGCACUGUCGCGGAACGCUCAGAACGAGCCGCCGCCGCUCAGCGGUUACAAAAUAGUUUCAGAGAGCUUUUUUGACCAGCGGCGCUAGACGAGGCCGAUGCAGUCCCUCCUCGGCGUGGACCUCUUCGGGGCCCACGGCGCCGACAUGAAGCAGAUCUCCGACAAGAAGGAGCACCAGACGCAGGCCCGCAUCCGCGGCGAGUAUGAAAACAGAGAGGGCCCGUGGCGCGGGGACAAAGGGCCCCGUAUAAGCGACGGCACGAGCUUCUUCUCUACUCGCACGUCGCCGCGCCACGACGGUUCUUCCAUAGCGGACUAUUUUGUGGAUAAGCCGGAUCAGGACCAAGGCAGGUACUGGCGCAACUACGACAUUGAGCGGAGCCUCGCGCCGGAGCUCGCGCCGCGGGACGAGUACGAGGCCUCGCUAAAAAUUCAGCGCGUGGCGCGGAAGUGGCUUUCCAGAAGACGCAACGCGGCGCGGGACGUCGCGCGAGAUCUAGGAGUGCUCGAGACGGAAGCGCAACUCAUCCAGCGCGCCUGGUACGCUAGAAAAGCUCAAGAGGACGUCCAGCGCGCGCGCGUGCAACAACUCAAAGAGCGGCAGACCUGGCGCGACUACGAGGCGUUUCUUGCUUCACUGACGCAGCCGGGCGGCGAGAGCGUCUUACGCCGUCGACGCGAGUCACGCGACGCCUGUUUGAUUUCCACACAGGUCACGAGUGACCGGAAGAAGCCCGCCAAGUCCACGGUCCUCGCGGCGAAGCUGAAGACCGCCGCGACGACGAUCAAAGCGCCCGUCGAUAUCAACUGUUCGGUCCGCGACGGCGGCCACCGCUUCGAUCUCUUGGUUUUGGAAAGGGCGUCGGCCGGGAAGCGGCGCCCGACCGGUUUAGAGGUCGCAGCGGCCGAUGAGCCCUUCGUCUUCGCUUCACAAACAUACGAGGGGUCCCUGAUUGUUCUCGGGUGCAAGUUGGCGCUCGCGGUGCCGACGGUGCAGCAGGCCUGGGCGUCGUCGGGCGUGCGCGCGGGGGAUAGAAUAGUGGCCGUCAACGGGACGGCGGGGCCCGCGGAGAAGCUGCUCUCGUUGUUACGGAGGGACAACAAGAAGCGGCGGCUGACUUUAGUGAGACCGCAGGCCGAGGAGGGCCUGGGGUGGCGGGAUUCGGUCCGGGCGCGGCGGAAGCUCUUCGUGUAACAUGGGUCUAUCGUAA